This is a messenger RNA of Funneliformis geosporum, 2316 nucleotides long. The record is from the annotation of a GenBank genome assembly. Lineage: Eukaryota; Fungi; Glomeromycota; Glomeromycetes; Glomerales; Glomeraceae.
AUGACAGACUUUAUGUUAGGCGAAAGACCAUCCAAGAGACCCUUCUUUGGUUCAACCAAUCCUUCCAAUUUUUUUGACGAUGACGAUGAGCAAUAUUUUGCUUUUAGCAAGGCUGCAUCUGAUUCAGGUGGUUAUUCAAUGGUUGGCUUAACAAAUCCUUCAUCAUCCAUCAUGCCAAAUGGUUCUCAUCACGCUCUCAAUGAUAACAAAGAUGUCUCUGUCAUGGAUACCUCUGUGGGUUCCGGGAACUCGCUUUCAAGUAAUUGUAACGCUUCGAUGACUACUCUUGAUGAUGUUAAAUUAAAUGCUCCUAUUAAUAAUAAUAAGGGUGCAAGUGCAAAUACUGACGUCACCAAUGUUAGCUGCAAGGCAGAGCCAGGCAGUAAGGAGACCACCGAGCUUAACAAGAUUGGCAAGUCCAACUCUGUCAAAUCACCAUCAACCGCGUCUUCCUCUCAACCAACAACGACCACCCCCCAACAGCCACCAUCAACAAAUAACAAAAAGCGAACUCGUGCUACCCCUGAACAGUUAGCAAUUUUAGAAGAUACUUUUAAAACAAAUACGUCUCCCAAUAGUAAAGUUCGCGAAGCUUUAGCUGAAAAAGUAAACAUGUCCGAACGUUCAAUUCAAAUUUGGUUUCAAAAUCGUCGAGCUAAAAUGAAGGCGAUGCAAAAACGUGCACACUUAAUGAUCAAUCAAGACACUAUUGGACAUCACUUUAUGGCUUGUAUGCCCGGUUAUGGACAUAACUUGUUCCCUUACCGUAUGCCCAUUCAUCAACGUAUAGCUUUACCUAGAUCUUAUAGCGCAAAUGAUCUUUCACCUCUUAACAAUGUCAAUGCUCUAGGCAUGCGCUCUGCGCCAAAUUCUGCCGGACUUGGGAUCACAGUACCCCAAGUUCCUCAAGGAUUUUGGCCUUCUGGUCCUUUAACUGCACCAAUUCCUAUGACUACUAGUGAACAUUUGAUGAACGGUUUUCCUUUUUCAGCUAAUCCCCUUGUAAAUGCUCAACCACAAACCCAAUCUCAACGUUUCCCAAUUUCACCUAAUGCCAGUCCUAAUUCUAAUGCAAUGAAUUCGGCACAAGCGUUACGACUUGUUGUAAACCCCAAUAAUGGAAUACCGAUAAAAAUGAAUGCUUCAGUUAUCUCAUGUGAAACUCUUACGAUAGGAUCAUGGCGUCGUAUUUUAACCAUGUCAUCUCCUACUGACCUUUUAUGUUAUUACACUUUACCACAGAACAUUUUUACAUAUCAUAUUACAAAUGAGAAUACUCAAUUUAAGAUGGAGUUCCCACUUUCCGACAUAUUUUCAGUUGAAUUUAGACCUAUUGAUGAAGUUCAUUCACAAAUUGCAAUCGAAGUAAAGAGUCCACCUUCCUUCUUUAUGGAGGCACCACAUGGUGGAUGGAAUAUGUGCAAAGAUUUUACCGAAGACAGACAAGCAACUCGAAACAGGAGACAUGUAUUGAAAGGCCGUUCCGUUGUAAUGAAACCACAGCUUAUUAAACUUAUGCAAGUUGAUCAAAAUCUUGCCAAAGUUGUAACAAUAUUAGAUAUUCCAGCACCGGCUGAUCCAUUAAGCCCGGAUAUGGCUGAAGAUGAUAUCAUGAUGAAUAACAACGGACAACAAAAUCCUCCUCGUCGCUCGUCAUUCCCAGUUAGUGGACCGAUUGCAAAUCAUAUACAAUACUCUGAUCCUCAAAAAGGAAAUAUUAAACAUGAGAUGAACCUUUUAAAUCAAAUGGUCCGUGUUCAACGUCGAUCUGCUUCAGCACCAAUAUCACCCUCGGAAGAAAAUAGAAACUCCUCUUUAGGAAUUCCAAUGUCUCAACAAAAUCUUCAAAUUGAUACUUCAACAAAUUUCCUCGAAAUGUUCAAAGCCGAUAGUUCUCCAGAAUUCUGCUCUUCACCGAUGGAACUUAACUCUUCACCAUCCACUCCUCUUGAUGUAUUUGACAAUUCUCCAGCCUUAAUGGAUUCAUCACCACUUUUAAAUCAAGAUCCCUUCGUAUCUUUACCUUCACAUAAUUUAAGUAAUCUUACCUUGGACUCUGUUACAUCCACCUUACUUUCUGAUGAGCAAGUAGCAGCCGCAAUGGUUACGUUUGCCCCUCCAAUGAACAGUCAUGAUCUACAAAAUGUAUCUAACGAAGAUUUCGCAAAUAUGUUUAUGAGCAGUGGUUCAGAUACUGCUUCAGAUGGAAGCGAAUUCUUAAAUUUUAACGAUAACAUUCAUGGUAAUGACAAUUAUGGUUCUAAUACGAUGAAUCUCGACACUUCUGCUUGGGUUGGAGAUGUUGCAUAUUGCUAA